AUGCUUUGCUUUCGGAAAAAUAGACGGCAUUACAAGAUCAGCUUUAGUGGUGUAGACGUGUAUGAUGACUGGAGCGAGAGAAAUUCUCUUGCAGCGUUGAGUUUGAGUGAUAUCGAUGAAGUUAAUAUCAAAGUAGUUUCCAUUCCUCCACGAUUAGACAUGAACCAUGAAUUCAUGAAGAGUAUUGUUAGAAAUCAACUUGAUAGGUUUGUUCGUUGGAUACGUUAG
This is a messenger RNA of Thelazia callipaeda (thelaziosis nematode), 228 nucleotides long. The record is from the annotation of a GenBank genome assembly. NCBI's taxonomy places the organism in Eukaryota, Metazoa, Nematoda, Chromadorea, Rhabditida, Thelaziidae.